Molecule: messenger RNA, 3656 nt
Organism: Haemorhous mexicanus (house finch)
Lineage: Eukaryota; Metazoa; Chordata; Aves; Passeriformes; Fringillidae
Gene: RWDD2A
Product: RWD domain containing 2A
Exons: 3
Coding region: 188-1063 (291 amino acids)
Molecular function (GO): protein binding
Source: RefSeq, a predicted model, not a curated record
CAGCGGGAGCGCCCGCCUGGGCUGGGCUGGGCUGGGCUGGGCUGGGCUCGGCGUGACACCCAGCCUCGCAUAGCUUCACUGACCGCACGCUCGGAUUACAAAACUGCCCCCCCCUCCAGUGCGCUACUUUCGGCUGGGACCGGCUUAAUUUUCUUCACAGUGGCUGUUGUGCGUGGAGGCCGAUGCAAUGGCUGUCACGGUGAGAGAAUGCCUGGAGCUCCAGCUGCUGGAAGUGGAAAUGCUGCUUUCGAUGUUUCCCAAAAGAGGAGAAUUCAGUCUGGAUGCCGAUGCCGUGCCCAGCAUCCAGCGCUACCUGAGGAAUGCUGAGGGAUCCCUGCCCCCGCAGCUGGAAUAUCGCAUCGCUCUCGAUGUCGGGGAGGCGAAGGUAAAGGUGGAAUUGCAGGUUCUCCUUCCUCAUAUGUACCCUCAGGUGGCUCCUCAGCUUUUUGCCAGAUCAGAUGCUCUGCACAGACAGCAACAGUUGCAGCUCAAUACUCGUCUCAAGUCUCACAUCAGCUCUCUGGAUCCAGGAGAUCUGUGUGUAUGUGAGGCUGUGCAGUGGGUGAAGGACAACACCCUGCCCUUCUUGGAAAACUGCCAGGCGUCAUCUGAGUGUGCUUCUGAAGAAGUCAGGGUUAAGGAAAUGCUGCAUCGCAUGUGGAUCUACAGCCAUCACAUAUACAGGCAGGAACUGAGGAAAAAGAUUUUGGAGUGUGCUAAGAAGUUAAAUCUGACUGGCUUCUGCCUGACUGGGAAACCUGGUGUCAUCUGCGUGGAGGGACUCCAAGAAAACUGUGAAGAGUUCUGGCACGUUAUUAGAUAUCCCAACUGGAAGCAUAUUUCAUGCAAGCAUGUGGAGAAUAUAGAAACGGAGGGGAGCAUUGAUAAUCUUCGUCUCUUUCACAGUUUUGAAGACCUGCAGUUUCAGGCACAUGGUGAUUAUGGCCUGAGGAAUGACUAUCACAUGGACCUUGGCCAGUUUCUAGAAUUCCUGAAACAGCAUCAAAGUGGACACAUUUUUCAGAUUUUAUUUGGUGUUGAAGGCAAACUUUCAGACAAUUGAGAGAAACUGUUUCUGAAGAGUUCUAAUUCUGGAGAGCAAAAGGUGUUGCUAACACUGAAAUAUUUUGCCUUAGAGCUACUGUGAAAAAGGAAACUUUAUCAUCUGAGAUCAAUGGUUCAAGUAGUUAUCUCAUCUUUUGUGCUCAACUGCCAUGUAUUUUUGAGACGUGUUCACUGAUUUUCUUAGACUCUAAAACUGGCAUUUGUCUCUGUGAACCAUGCCUCAAAGCACUUGCAAGGUGAUUCCACAGUGUGUUAGGAAUUAUACACUUCUGUCUCCUCAUCUGUACUGUGCUGUGUGAAUUUCUUCCCAUCUCAUCUGAACCUGCUCUCCUUCAGUUUAAAACAUUCUCCCCUGUCUUGUCACUACAUGCACUUGUAAAAAAGUCCCUUUCCAGCUUUGUUGUAGGCUCCCUUCAGGUACUAGGUGCUAUCAUGUCUUGCCAAAGCCUUCUCUUGUCCAGGCUGAACAAUCCGAAUUCUCCCAGCCAUUUGUCAUAGGAGAGAUGCUCCAGCCCUCCGAUCAUUUUUUGUGGCCCUCCUCUGGACUUGCUCCAGCAGGUCAGUGUUCCUUUUAUGUUUGUGUCCCAGAGCUGGAUGCAAUGGUCUGUUUGGGGUCUCACAAAAGUGGAGUAGAGGGUGAGAAUCACCUCCCUCAGCUUGCUGCUGAGGUCAUGCUGCUUUUGAUGCAGCCUAGGAUACAGUUGGCUUUCUUGGCUUCAAGUGCACAUCACUGGCUCAUGUUGAGCUUCGUGUCUACCAGUACCAAGUCCCUCUCCUCCGGGCUGCUCUCAGUCCAUUCUCCACCCAGUCUGUGUUUGUGCUUGGGAUCACCCCAACCCAGGGGCAGGACCUUGCACUCAGCCUUGAACACCAUGAGCCUUGCACAGACCCACCUCUCCAGGUCCCUCUGGAUAACAUCCCUUCCCUCCUACUGCUCCUUGUAGCUUGGUGCCAUCAGCAAACCUGCUGGGGGUGCAGUUGGUCCCACUGUCCGUGUCACCGACAGCAAUGUUAAUGCCAACCCCUGAGGAAUGUCACUCCCACUGGUCUUCACUUGGACAUCGAGCCAUUGACUGCAGCUCUUUGCAACCAGCCAAGUGGUUCAUCCAUCAAAUCCAUGUCUCUUCAGUUAAGGAUGUCAUGAGGCAGUGUGUCUGUCUGGUUAUGUUAAUAAGAGUUUUUCAUCUGUUCAGUUCAUGGCAUUUUAUGUUUACACUGUUAGGCCAAACACCUUGGAAAUUAAAAUGGGUCAGAUGAGACAAAGUUUAGUUUUCCCCCCUGCAUUACAUAAGGAAAUACAUGUAAAAUACAGAAAAUAGGAAAAAGCCCUUAUAUAUAUAUAUAUUUAUGUAUUUAAUAUUACAUAAAAAUCCAAACAACUCAAAGAAUCCUUUCUAUGUCAAAUUAAUAUGGAGAGAAUUUCCCAGCAGCUUGGAAGAGGCAAUGCUGUUAAUGGUUCAUCAGGCAGCAUUUUCCUGCAGGGAAGUGUGCUGAGUGUGGAUGUGGAUGGUGAGUGUUCCAGUUUGUAAUGGAGGAUCAUAUUUAAAUAUAAUAUGUAAAAUAUGAUGUGUAUAAAUUUAAUAUGUACUAAUAGAAUAAGCAGUUGAAGAACACUAUGGAAAAGCCCCUGAAGGACCACCAGCCCACCACCUCCCACUCUGUGCCUGAGUGCCUUCAUGUGAAAAGGGGUACCAAGCAAUAAAAGCAGACUCACUGCCGAGCUGCACCACUCCAACACCCAGGCCCUCAACAGCAGCUGUUUAAAGACUAUGAUUCAGCACACUUAGCUGAUGGCAACCUAAAUAACAGAUAUUACUUUAUUUCAAAUUAAAUACAAGGAAAUGCUUUAAUACCCUUCUCACAAUAGCAAUACAUUGAAAUGCAGAGGAUGGCAUUGAAAUGCAGAGUGUUUCUGGUUGCUCACAAUAUGAUUAAUGUCUUUUCCUUCACUGUGGUAGGUUGUGGUAGGUGUACUGUUUGUGUGAUCAUAACUGUGCCAAAAGCACAGUGAGGCAAAAGUGUUGACAUGUUCCCAUUAGGCAGUGAGGGAGAAAGUACCUCUCUUUCUGAAUUUGGGACCUGUAAUCUGCAGCUGUGACAGAGCUGAGGGGCUAGACAAAUAAAAUGAGUAUUUGGUUUUCUAGAGAUAAUCUCUCUCGUAAAGAUUAGAGAGAAACAGUAAUGUUCAAGUAACCUUUUUUUCCCAGAACCAUCCAGAAAAUAUAGCACGUUUUUCUUGGAGUGGUAAUUAAGAACUAAGAAUUCCUUAAAGUCUAUUUCUGGCAUUUUGAUACUCCCUUUUUGUCAAGAACGAGGAGUUCAAGAAAUUAGGCCAAACAUUUGCAAUGGAUCAGAACAGUGGUUAUCUUGAAGGGGGAAUUAAAUCCUUGAUCUUAUACAGGAUAUUACCUUAGCUAAUGUUAAAUGUUAGUAUUGUUGGAUGUUAUUGUUAGUAAUGUUAAAAUGUUCUGAUUAGAUGUGAACAAAAGGUUCUGCAGGUUCUAGGAAAUUUUCAUUUCAUAACACCACACAAGAGUGACCAGUAAGAAUUUUCUCUGGAAUAAAAUAUUCUAACCUUAUGGCUGUUUAAA